This is a messenger RNA of Racocetra persica, 137 nucleotides long. Lineage: Eukaryota; Fungi; Glomeromycota; Glomeromycetes; Diversisporales; Gigasporaceae. The record is from the annotation of a GenBank genome assembly.
AACAUGACUUGGCCAUGGCUCAAGUUGUAGUAAAUAAUAUUGAACGUUACUACAGUAAUGAUGAUUUUAAAGCAAUAGUAUUUAAAGAAGCCAUACGAGCGUUAACAGCUUUAAAAAACUUUAAUGGGUUGAAAUUG